Messenger RNA from Pelodiscus sinensis (Chinese soft-shelled turtle), 8421 nucleotides. NCBI's taxonomy places the organism in Eukaryota, Metazoa, Chordata, Testudines, Trionychidae. The record is from RefSeq and is a predicted model, not a curated record.
UAUGCUUCUGACCUUUACAACAUUCCCUAGCAAAGAGUUCCACAAGCUGCCUGCGGAACCUGUGAAAAGAUAAACAAUUUGUGGAGAUUAAGGAGACACAAAGGGAGCAUCUACUUUCAAGGCUUAAUUCUUGGCUCCAUCACAGACUUCGAGUGAGUUCAGGUUACAGCGGUGCUAAAGCAUGGCUGACUUCGAUAACAAUCUCAGUCUUGCGGAUGCUCUGACGGAACCACCACCUGAAAUCGAGGCAGAAGUGAAACGAGACUUCAUUGCCACCCUGGAAUCAGAGAAAUUUGAUGAUAUGGUUGGAGAAACAGUGGGUAAAACAGACUAUGUCCCCCUGCUGGAUGAUGAUGAUGAGACAAAGGCUGGGAGCCAGGAUCCAAAAAGCAAAUCCCACACAGACGGUGGUCAGGUAGAAAGUUCUUCGGCUGUUGGACCAGCAGUGGUGGAGAAUGGUGACCAUGGAAUAGAAGAUGACAGUACAGUAUCCCCUGGGGAGAUCAUGGAUGAAAAAAUGUCCUGUAAAGAGUUUCUUGAUCGCAAUGAGACCUGGUCGAUGGAUGACAGAGUCCUUUGCUUUGAAUCACAGCCGAUGUUCAGACCGAUGGAGGAGGCAGUGCCCUUCACGAUGCACAGAGAAGAUGUCCUGUCUGAUCUGCUGCUACUUCCUUCAGAAAUGGAGACUGUCCCACCUUUCACAGAGCAUUUUGAAGCUUCAAAAGAAGUUCAUGCACCCCAUUCAAUUGUGAUGGUACCAGAACAACCUUCUCUGGGAUUCCCAUAUUCUCCUGCAGAAGUUAUAGAUCCAUCCCCCUUCAUUACGCUGGAUUCAACUGCAGAAUCUCUGAUGAAUAUAGCAGCAACUGCAGGAGGGACGGUGCCUGAAGAAAAUUGGCUGAGAGCUCAGGAUGCUGUGAAGGGAUCAGAAACCUCUUUCUUUGUAGAACCAUCAGAACCCAAUAGGAUAACAGAUGCAGCAGAGCUAUAUUUGCCAGGAAGUCCGGUGGCUGCUGCCCCUACCACUGUUCCUUGUGCGGUAACAGAGCCUAGAGACGAGACCAAAGCUACUGACAUGCUGCAGGUUGAACCCACAGUGUCUGUUCCGGCUGUGGGAGACGUGUCUGUCCCAGCAGUGGAAGAGCUGAUGACAUUUGAACCUUCUGUUCAGCAACAUAAGUCAGCUCUUGCUGAACCUCCAACAGUAUCAUCAGCACCAACUGUGGUAAUGGAACAAAAAAUGAAGGUCCCAGAAACCUCUACUCCAGGUGCCGACAGUCCUCCUGUGCCAGAGAAUCUGGAAGAGAAUAAACAGUCUCCCAGCAAACCUGCAGAGCAUCUUCUGAAACCAAAUGAACAACUCCCAGAGUCGUCAGUUCCAAAAGAACCAUUGACAGUGAUAGAAACUAAAGAAACGCUUCCAGAAAAAAAUGUUCCGGCUGCUGACUUGGCCAUUGUAAAGGAGCUGAAGGAAGAAGCUGAGCUUAGUCAUGCCCACCAUACAGAACCUCCACAAGAGAAAUCUCCACUGAAACCAACAGGUAUAUCUACUGCACAAGUAAGGCAAGCUAACAAAUCAAGUGACCGCAGGUUUGGCAGAGCAAAACCUGCAGCAGUGCCUGGUGCAGAUGUCCCAGGGGAACUUCUAGUAGGUCUCCCACAACAGAAGAGUGCUGACCCAAAACCAGAUCCCUUUUCUAUGGCUGAGCUUGGAUGGGCCUCUGGAACAUUCGCUCGUACCAGGACACCACAUAAAAAGGCAUCCGGGCAGCUGCUCAGCAUGCCGUCUGAGUUUGUGGAGAGCCAGAGAGAUGUACCUCGAGAGAACUGGGAUUCAGAAGGUUCUCCAGUGAUUGUGAAGAAGAAGAAGAAGAAACCAAAACAAAAGAGAAACCAGCAGCCAAGAGCAAUGGAGUUGUGGGAUGAAAAUGGAGAAGUUUCCAAAGCCCUCAAAGUUCCCCUCUUCGCUGUUGAACCUCAAAAGCCAGAUGUCUCCUUUGUCCUGCCUGCUGAAGGCGUCAAAGAGCGCUCUACUUUCUCAAGAGAGAGCCAAAGGAAGGGAGCUUCUAAUGUACCAAGGGAUACUAAGGCAGGAACUGAAAGCCACCUCUUAGGUGAUCAAAAUAUUCUCUCAAGUCCUGCACAAGGCCAGCAGAGCCUGAAAACUGAAGGACCAUUUCAGCUUUUGUUGGAUGCAAAAGCUGGACAGGUCAUGAAACCAGAAGAAACAAAAGAUGACCGUUUGUUGCCGUCUAAAAGCAAAAACAAACAGAUGCCCUUGGAGAUGCUAGAAUGCAAGGCAGAACAGCCUAAAAUGGAGAGCCCUGCAUCAGCACGGACACAAACCAAGCCUAUGGAAAUAGGUGUUGAUAAAAACAAAAAGAUUGAGUGUAAACAUUCAGACCUUAGAGUACCUCUUAUAAAAGGCAUUGAUCUGAACAAAUUGGAAACUCCUUUGGAGGCCAAACCUGUAGACGUUAGCCUUAGUGAUGAAAACAAGGAGAUUAAGUGCACAUCUCCUAAGCAUGUAGCAGCAGCAGAGAUGGUUCCAAAUAUAGUUCAAACUCCCAGUGAGGCAUUUGCGGAAGAGAAAGCAAAGAAAAGAGACAGAGGUGAAAAAAGCAGGGAGACUGAAAAUGGUUUAUCUGUGCAGUCGGGCAUCUUAGAGAUUGACACAGGUACAACCAAUCUUCUUGCUGUAGCAAAGAGAGUUGACAAAACUAAAAAACCAGACUCCUUUGAUAAAAGCCAAGAGACUGGCUCUGUUACUUCACAGCCUCUAUUGGAAACUGCAGCAGAUAUUACUGAAGUGCCCCUUAUACCACUGCUGUCAGACAAACCUAAAGAGGGCGUUGCUGGGAAAAACAAAAAGGCUGACUUCAGGUUUUUAGAGCAGCCAUUUCUUUUGGAAACUCAGACCGAUAUAGCCAAGCGUCCUUUUCCUGCAGAGACAGAUGACAUGGCUAACAUGGCUUUCAUUGAUAAAAGUAAGCAGACAGGGUUCACUGCACUGGAUCAUCCAGGAGUGACUGAUCCCACUGUGGCUCCAGUUAUAGACAAACCUAAAAAGAGAGGAAGUAAUGGGAAGGACAAAAAGAUUAAGAAUUUCUCUGAGCAGCCAGUUCUUCUGGAGGCUGAGAGAGACCCAAAUACAUUUCCUGCUGUAGCUGGGACAGUUGAUAAAACUGAAGAAAGAAUCUUUACUGAUAAAGGCAGAGAGACUGGCUUAGCUGUUGCAGAGCUUUCAGUGGAGAAUAUGACCGGUACCAGUCCUGCAAAGGUGGCAGACAAGCCUAAGAAAAGGACUAGUGAUGGAAAAAAUAAAAAGGUUGAAAAAGGUCAUUUCAAGCAGCCAUUUUUUCUGGAGGUUAAGGAAGACGCAAGCAGUAGGGAGGAGAAUGACAAAACUAAAACAAGUUUCACUGAUAAAGGUAAAGAAACUGGUUUUAUUACUGCAGAGCAUCUGUUGGAGGGAGCAGCAGUUACAAUGAAGGUGCAAAGUCCCACUACAAUGCUGGUAACAGAAGAACCUAAAAAGAGUAUUAAUGGGGAAAGUGAAAAGGCCGAAUGCAGUAUUUCAGAACAGCCCCUUUUUUUGGAGACUAUAACAAAUGCGGCCAAACUUCCUGCUACUGCUGAAAUGCUCAGCAAAACAAAAGCAGAUAAUCUGAUGGAUAAAAGCAAAGAGACUGGAUUUACUCCUGAUUCCAGUGGAGCAGAGAUGAUUGAAAAACCUAAAAAGAAGGGCAAUGACCGGAAAGCCAAAAAAGCUGACAAAGGUUCUUUCGAGCAGCCUCCUCUUCUGGAGAUUAAGACAGACACAAACAAGUGUCCUACUCUAGUGGAAAAAGCUGAAACAAUGAAAGAAAUGGGUUUUGCUGACCGAGGCAAGGAGCCUAUCUUUACUACAACAGGGCAUCAACCGGAGGAUUUGACAGACACAACCAAGAUGCAAGUUCCCGCUAUGAAACCGGUAACAGAAAAACCUAAAGUCAAGGAUGGAAGAAGCUGCUCAGAGAAACUUUUUUCCUCUGAUUAUAAAACUGACACAGCAAAGUCCGAAACGCUCAUCAAAACUAAGGAAACCCAUUCCUCUGAGGAAGGCAAGGAGACCAAUUUUACUACGUUAGAGCGCUUCUUGGAGGAUAUCGCAGAUACCGCUAAGGCAUACGUUCCCAUUGCAGAACUGAUGGCAGACGAACCUAAGAAGGCUAGUGAAGGGAAAAGUAAAAAGGUUGAAGAUAAUGCUGAACAUGUUGCUGUUUUACAGGCAAAGACAGACUUAGUUAAACUUCAUGCAGUAUCUGGAGAGGCAGAUAAAGGAACUCACCCCACUGACAGAGGUAAGGAAACUCAGUGUACUACUUCAGAGCAUCUCUUGGAAAAUAUAAUAGAAACAGCUAACGUAGAAACUCCUGUUUCAUCACUGGUGACAGGAAAGCCGAGAGAAGAUAAUAAGGAGGACAGCACAAAGGCUGAUGAUGGUUUGAAACAGCCAUUUCUUUUGAAGACCAAAACAGCUGCAGCCACACUUCUUAGGGGUGGUGGUGAGGUCAUUGACAAAACUAAAGAGGCAAGUUCCACUGAUAAAAACAAGAUGGCUGGUUUUACUGUUGUAGAACAUCCAGCAAUGACAGUUCCCAGUCCGGCACUGGUGGCCAGUAAGUCUAAAAAAAGGAGUAAUGAUGGCAAAACGAAAAAGGCUAAAAAUGCCAGUGAACAGCCAUUUCUUCUGCAGACUAACACGGACGAGAACAAAACGCAGCCUCCCAUUGCAACUGAGCUGGAGUACCAGAUGGGAGAAAUGAGUCUUGUCGAUGAAAACCAAAAUAUUAAACAUUUCCCCACUGAGCAUCAAAUGCUUUGGGAUAAGAAGGGAGAUUCAUUCACCCCCUAUACUCAGCCUAGAGCAGUUGGUAUUGACAAAAUUGACACAGCUUGUUCUGUGGAUAAAAUUCAAGGGCUUGGGCAUCUCUUUCCAGGGCGUCAAGUAAAGGACAAAGGAAGUAAGGUGUUACCGCUUUCUGCCGCAGAUUUGGAGGGCACCAAAACAGAGUCUGGAACAGGUGACCAAAGGGAAGACGACAAACCCGCUCUUUAUGAGCAUUCAGUCAAACAGGAAAGUGAAAAGGCUGGAGUUCAGGCUUUCACGUUAGUGAAGGAGAGUGAAAAAAUCCAAGUGGUUAGCGCUGGGGAUAAGAAGAACAGAAGGAAACUGCCUUCUUUGGAUUCUUUAGUUAAGCAGGAUGUCAAGGUAGGAAGGGAUGAAGUGCACACUUCCAUUUUAACAGAGAUGGGUGACACAGGAAUAUGUUUCACUGGUAAAAAGCAAAGCCCUGAAUGUGCUUCCUUGGAGCCUCUGCUGAAGGGGACAGUUGCCACAAAGGGAACAGUUCCCACAGAUGCCAAUGUGAUGGCCAGACUGCAAAGUAGCAGCGAUGCUGGAUGCAUCUCUCCGGAACUGACAGUGCAAUGGGAGAAUAAAGCAGAAGAAGUGGUUCUGCAGGUUCUAGCUGCCGCGGCGGCAGAACACAAGGCUAAAGAGACUGAGCUCGGUGAAAGAAAGACGGGUGAACAGAGCUUCCCCGAGUGUCCAGUUAGUUUAGAAAAAAAGGCAGAUGCAGCUGAGGCUGCUAGUGAAACUCUGAGAGAUGUCCAGACAGAGGAAAUCAGCCCUGUUGAUAAAAUUAAAGGCAGUUCUGAACAAUCAGAAGGUGAUGCUUCUGGCAAGAUGGAGGCUGGCCUGAAGGACUUCCAAGCUUUGAAGUCUGAAGAGGAUAAAUGUGCAGCUCUACCUCAGAAAAGCAUUGAUGGAUUUGGACAAAAAGUGGUGAAAGAGACAAAGGAAGAGGAGAGAGUCAAAGCUACAGAACAGAUAAAAGGCUACAUGAGACCCACAAAGUCCAGAGGGCUUCCUACUCCGCCACCAAGGUCUGCUGUCCACGAUCGAGAGAAACCAAGGCAACUGAAAGCCAAUGUUCUGAGUCGGCAAAGGCAAGCAAAAGCAAAACCAGAAGAGCUAAAACCAGUGGAGCCUGUGACAGGAAGUGACAUCACAGCAGCUCCAAACAAAGAGCUUCCUCCAAGCCCUGAGAAAAAGGCAAAGCCUUCAGCUUCCACACCAUCAGCAAAACCUGCAGCAGCGAAAACCAAGCCACUGUCCACUACAAGCCCCAAGCGGCCAGCUUCUGCCACACCUGGCCAAAACAAAAAACCCACCAGCCCUACCGCAGGUCCUACUUCGGCCACCACUCCCAAACGCCCACCCACCAGUACUACACGUCCCUCCACUUUAACUCCUAAAGACACUAAACCAAAGGUAACAGAUGCAAAGAGCCCAGAAAAACGGACCUCAGUUUCAAAGCCACUGUCUGCCACGACACCUCGAGCUGCUGCAAAGGGAAGCCCCACCACGCCCAAGACGACGACAGCAUCUCCAGUUACAACAGCUGCCGGUCCGAGAAACACUGCUGCUUCCCCACCCAAACGGCCAACAUCUAUCAAGACUGAAACAAAGCUUGCAGAUGCUAAGAAGACCCCCAUGAAGUCACCAUCAGCAGAUCUGAGCCGCCCAAAGAGUGCUCCUGCAAGCGCUUCGAAAAGCAGUGCCACCACCCCUACGGCUACCACCCCAGGUACUCCUGCCUCACCGGGAGUAGCCACCAGCCGCCCCAAACCCAAGCCAGCUGCAGCCAGACCCACCACAGCUUUGCGCGUAACUCCAGAAGCUAAAAUACCAUCAACAUUUAAAGCACCACUUAAAACCAGCCCUGUUGCCAAGCCGCCUCGCCCAGCCAGCAGCGUGUCUGCCCCGGACCUGAAGAACAUACGAUCCAAAAUCGGAUCCACAGAUAACAUUAAACAUCAGCCUGGUGGAGGAAGGGCUAAAGUAGAGAAAAAACCAGAAUCAGCCGGUGCUGUGCGAAAGUCUGAACCCAAUGCAGUCUCUAAAAUGGCUACUACUAAAACAACUAUAACAAAAGAGGGUGCACAAAAGCAGCCUAAUGGGAAAGUCCAGAUAGUCUCCAAAAAAGCGAACUACAGCCAUGUUCAGUCCAAGUGUGGUUCCAAGGACAAUAUUAAGCAUGUCCCUGGAGGUGGGAAUGUUCCAAAUGCCCCAAAGCCAACUUCAGGCAGCCGCUCCCAGCCGUCCAACGCCCCCAAACACAGUCCAAGCAGUACCAAUGUGCAGAUCCCCAGCAAGAAAGUCGACAUUUCCAAAGUGUCCUCAAAGUGCGGCUCUAAAACGAACAUCAAGCACAAGCCAGGCGGGGGAGAUGUCAAAAUUGAGAACCAGAAGCUGAACUUCAAGGAGAAGGCGCAGGCGAAAGUGGGCUCUCUGGACAGCGCGGGACACGCGCCAGCAGGCGGCACGGCGAAGCCCGAGGGGAGCGAAGAGACAGCCCCUCAGAACGCAGCGGCACCGGUGCCCCAGGCAGGCGGCGACACGCGGGAGAACGGAGUCGGGCCGACCGCGCCCGCUGUGGGCGGCGACCAAAGGGAAAUCCAGAGCUUUGGCACCCAGAUACAAGAAACAAGCCUCUAAUGAUGACAUUAUGGUAUCAUCCUCCGCCCCUUCUCUCUCCUCCCCCUGCCCCUCUCACCUGCCCCCUUGUGUCGCUGCAGAUUGAAUCCCACACACUGACGUUCCGUGAGGCGGCCCCGGCUCGCACGGACCACGGAGCGGACCUCGGCGUCUCCAAACCCCCCACCUUUCCGGCAGCACUUCCCCCUGGCGUAGCACGUCCGUCAGCGAGAGCCCCGGCUCCAUUGGCUCCUCACCGCGGCGGCAGCCAGCUCAGCAAGGCUUGUGACUCGUCCCCCCCACCCCCCGUGUGCUUCCCAGUCGCUCAGCUUGGACCCCUUAACCCAGCACCUGGCUUUGGGGGGAAGGGCCAGCUUCCCUUUCGGGGGUGCUGUCUGCCACCGGGGCCGCGUAGCGGUUCAUCCGCCCAGGAAUCGUUUCCGCGUGACAGGCCCAGGCGGGUCUCAGGCUCUGGUGACCCCGUGUUGAGCAGAAGGGCCGCCCUUUCCUCUCUCACCUCAACGCUUCUCGCUCGCCCAGGCCACCGGCGCGUCUCGACGUCUGUCUUCGGGGCAGGUCUCCAGCCCCCACGUGCGUAAAGCCUCUGGGAAGGGCACCGAGGCUCGGUCUGUGGCCGCGUUUGGGCAGACGAGGUGGGGCUGCGGGUGGCCAAAGCCAGGCCGGAGUUAAAGGGGAUAAGCGGUGAUCUUCCUCUUUCGUAGCGUUCUCUCCCGCUGCUUCAGUUUCUGCUGUUCCUAUGGAAGGAUUAUCUAUAUUAUACACACUCAUUAGGCUGUUUUCAAUGUUGACUUUAACCGUUAUAUUUUUUUUGUGAUGAAGUGUUGCCGAUGAUUUAUUGUGCCCUGAACCCAGGCUAAGUUUCCUUUUCUCUCUUU